AUGGAGCAGGUGGCUGGGAACGCCGCAGGUGAACGCUUUGGGACCACCAUGGCUGUGCAGAGCGUCUGUGAAGACUCCUUCCGCCCCGAGGAGGCCUGUGGAGCCGGAUCCCAGGAGCCCAGGAGCCCUUCCGGUGAGGACCUGCCCUACUGCGACCUGCCCCGCUGCCCGCCGCCCCUUCCGGACCUCCCCGGGGCGGCAGCCUCCGCCGGCCAGCCCGCCGCGCACCCCGGCCUCAAGCAGGGGCCCCAGAGGGGCACGUCCCCAGCAGCAGGGGGCCCUGAGCAGGGCCCCCCGGCUGCCCCCAGCCGGUGCCGGGACCCCGAGGCAGCACCCCACUUGGAGGGCCCAGCCUGCACCCCCUGCAGCAGCUGUGACGAGGACCCCAACGCAGACAGCAGCUCCAGCUCCGACAGGGACACCCCUGAUGAGACCAGCAACUCAUCCUCGCUGGACUGGGACACUGUUGAGAGCGCGAGGGAGGUCCCCCGCCGGGACGAGCUGGCCGCGAUGAUCCCACGGAAGUCCCAGGAGGUGGCAAAGGCUGACCGUGCCCAAAGGGUCCCCAAGUCCCCAGUCAGAGGAGACACUGCAGGCCAGAGGAAGGAGGAUUCCGGUGGUGAUGGUGGCGGUGGCCAAAGCAGCGCGGGACAGCACUGGGCGAGACUCCGAGGAGAGAGUGGGUGCUUCUCCCUGGAACGGCACCGCGCGGGGGCUCCAGCCCGGGCCGCCCCCCUGCCUUCCUCUGCCCAGGCUGCUUCUACGCCCCAGGAAAACCCCCAGGCCUCCUCCCCACCUCAACUCUCCCAGAGGAACAACCCCAGGACCUCCGCCCCUCAGCAGAACGCCCCGAGAACGUCCUCUCCUUCGAGAAUCUCCUCGCGAGAUAGCCUCAGACCCUCAUCCGCCCAGCGAAGCCAGGUCCAGCUUUCCUCCUCCCUCAGAGCCUCCUCAGACAGCCUCAGAAGCGAUGCCUCGCGACGGGACGGCCCCCAAACCGCAGUGCCUGCUAGUCUUCCUCAACGGGACAGCCCCAGGGCAGCCUGUGCCCAGAGGGACACCCCCCGAGCCGCCUCUCCCAACAGAACCGCCCAGCGGGACAAGCCCAGGCUAUCCUGUGCCCAGCAAGACAACUCGAAGAUGUCCUGCGCCCAGCAGGGCAACCCGGGACCCUCCUCUCCCAAUAGAACCACCCUGCAAAACACCCCCAGGACAUCCUGCGCCCAGCGGAACAACCCCAGGCCCCCCUCACCCAACAGAACCACCCAGUGGGACAGCCCUAGACCCCCGUCUCCCCCCGGGAAGGCCCAGCGGGACAAACCCAGGACAUCCUGCGCCCAGCGGAGCAACCCCAGACCCGCGUCUCCCAGCAGAGCCACCGCCCAGCGGGACAAGCCCAGAACAUUCUGUGCCCAGCAAGACAGCCCCAAGAUGUCCUGUGCCCAGCAGCGGGGCAACCCCAGGUCCCCCUCACCCCACAGAAGCGCCCAGCGGGGCAACCCUGGGCCCCCCUCGGCCAGUAGGCCUGCCCAGGGUGACCACGCCACCCAAGGAGAGAGCCGGAAGGCCUCCUGCAGCAGGUGGGAGCACCUCCGGAACGCCUGCACCCAGCGGGAGCACCCGCAUCCCUCCUCGCCCCCGCACCGAGACAACCCCGGGGCCGGCUCUUCCCAAAGCUGCCCCCCAAAGGACAAUCCCAGAGCGGCCUCCCCCCGCCGCCCCACCCCCCACGGCAGCCCCCAAAGCUCUUCCCCCCACCGCACCAACAAAGACAUCCCCUGGGCCUCCUUCCCCCUCCGGCCGACCCAGAGCGACGGCGCCCGCACCGCCUCCCCCGCCCGCUCCAAGCCCAGCGAGGCGCCCUGGGCCACCAUAGCCCUGCGGCCCACCACGCCAGCGGAGCGGCCCCAGGCCGCGGCCCCCACCCGGCCAGCGCCGCCGCCGCCCUCGGGCUCCCCCGCCCGCGCCGCCCCCGCCCCCGCCCCCCACCCCCCGGGCCACCCCGGCGCCUCGCCCCCGCACCCCGGCUGGCGUGGGGCGCCCCACCCCUCUUCCUGCGCCGUGUGCAUCGGGCACCGGGACGCGCCCCGCGCCUCCUCGCCACCCCGAUUUCUGCAGCACGACCCCUUCCCUUUCUUCCCGGAGCCCCGGGCCUCUGAGAGCGACUGUGCCCAUCACGAGCCCCCCUACAUGCCACCUGCCGUGUGCAUCGGGCACCGCGACGCCCCCCGGGCCUCCUCGCCCCCUCGACACGCCCAGUUCGACCCCUUCCCCUUCCUGCCAGACGCGGCCGAUGGGGAAAACGAGUCUCCCCAACCCCAGCACCAGCCGCCUCAGUUUCCCCCUGCCGUGUGUAUCGGGUACCGGGACGCGCCCAGGGCCUCCUCCCCACCCCGCCAGUUCCCCGAGCCCUCCCUCUUCUUCCAGGAUCUCCCCAGGGCCAGCACGGAGAGCCUGGCCCCGUCCACCGACUCCCUGCGCGAGCCCCCCCACUUCCCCGCUCCCGUGUGCAUCGGGCACCGCGAUGCGCCCUCCUUCUCCUCCCCGCCGCGCCAGGCCCCCGAGCCCGGCCUCCUCUUCCAGGACCCCCCGGGCGCCAGCAUGGAGAGCCUGGCUCCCUCCACCGACUCUCUGCCGGGCUCCCUGCUGGGGCCCCCCCAAGUGUGCAUCGGCUACCGAGACGCGCCCCGGGCCUCCUCGCCACCCGCCACCCCCCCCAGCGAGCCGGCGCUCCUGGCAGCCUCCUCCCCUCCACCCGGGGGCAGCGCGGGCUCCCGGGGCUCCGCGCCCCCCGGAGAGACCAGGCACAAUUUGGAGAGGGAGGAGUAUGCCAUGCUGGCCGACCUGCCCCCGCCCCGGAGGCUCGCGCACAGGGAGCCGGGGCCCCCGACGCAGGGCAGCACCGGGGGCCGCGCCCGCAGCCCGGCCCGCACAGAGGUCGAACGACUGUUCGGGCAAGAGCGAAGGUGA
Messenger RNA from Perognathus longimembris pacificus (Pacific pocket mouse), 2970 nucleotides. RefSeq names its product TRIO and F-actin-binding protein-like. Gene Ontology annotation, molecular function: actin filament binding. Gene Ontology annotation, biological process: actin filament organization; positive regulation of substrate adhesion-dependent cell spreading. NCBI's taxonomy places the organism in Eukaryota, Metazoa, Chordata, Mammalia, Rodentia, Heteromyidae. The record is from RefSeq and is a predicted model, not a curated record. Gene Ontology annotation, cellular component: actin cytoskeleton.